Messenger RNA from Emys orbicularis (European pond turtle), 1200 nucleotides. RefSeq names its product calcium/calmodulin-dependent protein kinase type IV-like. The coding region runs from base 1 to 1200 and encodes 399 amino acids. The record is from RefSeq and is a predicted model, not a curated record. Gene Ontology annotation, biological process: protein phosphorylation. Gene Ontology annotation, molecular function: ATP binding; calcium/calmodulin-dependent protein kinase activity; calmodulin binding. The transcript is spliced from 11 exons. NCBI's taxonomy places the organism in Eukaryota, Metazoa, Chordata, Testudines, Emydidae.
AUGCCUACCUCCAACCCCGGAGCGGAGUACUGGAUUGACGGGUCCCACCGCAACUCUGCCCUGGAGGACUUCUACACGAUGGGCCCGGAACUGGGAAGGGGUGCCACUUCCGUGGUGUACAGCUGUGAAGAGAAAGGAACCCACACGCAGUACGCGGCCAAAAUCCUGAAGAAGACGAUUGACAAAAAGAUUGUACGGACGGAAAUUGGUGUCUUACUGAGGCUUUCGCACCCCCACAUUAUCAAACUGAAGGAGAUCUUCGAAACGCCCUCCAAGAUUGUGCUCAUACUUGAACUAGUGACGGGAGGAGAGCUCUUUGACAGGAUUGUAGAGAGAGGAUUCUACAGCGAAAGAGAUGCAGCCCAUGUGGUCAAGCAGAUCCUAGAAGCUGUAUCUUAUUUGCAUGAAAAUGGAGUCGUCCACCGUGAUCUGAAACCAGAGAAUCUCCUGUAUGCAGACCUUUCCCCAGAUGCCCCUCUCAAAAUCGGUGAUUUUGGAUUGUCCAAGAUAGUGGACGAGCAGGACACCAUGAAGACUGUUUGUGGUACUCCGGGAUAUUGCGCGCCUGAAAUUCUCCAUGGCUGUCCGUAUGGACCCGAAGUGGAUAUGUGGUCUGUGGGUGUCAUAACGUAUAUACUGCUUUGUGGGUUUGAACCAUUUUUUGAUCCAAGAGGGGACCAGUACAUGUACAGCAGGAUACUGAACUGUGACUAUGAGUUUGUUUCCCCUUGGUGGGAUGAAGUCUCCCUCAAUGCCAAGGACUUGGUUCAAAAACUGAUAGUCUUGGACCCACAGAAGAGGCUAACAGUACAUCAAGCACUGGGACACCCCUGGGUCACUGGCAAAGCAGCUAAAUUUGCUCAUAUGGAUAGCACACAAAAGAAACUGCAAGAGUUUAAUGCCCGGCGGAAACUGAAGGCUGCAAUGAAAGCUGUAGUCGCUUCGAGCCGCCUAGGUAACCACGGGCAUCAUGACAGCUCCAGAAAUGGACGUACUCACGAAGGUACCAAAGAACCGUGCCUGGCUCAGGCAGCUGAGAACUCCUGUCUUCAAGACAAUCCCGAUAGCUCUUCCAUGGCCAGCCGCCCAGAAUCCAGCGCAACAGGUCCCUCAGCAAAGGCAGAGAACCUGGAAGCUUUCCAAAGUGAUUGCCCUGCAGCUCCCAAGGUUGCGUUUAAUGGGGCCAGCUGUGAAAGUUAA